Molecule: messenger RNA, 816 nt
Organism: Colletotrichum aenigma
Lineage: Eukaryota; Fungi; Ascomycota; Sordariomycetes; Glomerellales; Glomerellaceae
Gene: DFG5-0
Product: Mannan endo-1,6-alpha-mannosidase DFG5
Exons: 1
Coding region: 1-816 (271 amino acids)
Biological process (GO): carbohydrate metabolic process
Source: RefSeq, a predicted model, not a curated record
AUGACCAAGGAUAGUGAAAAGGUUAUACCAGAGUACCUUGAGACAGCCAGAUUUAUAUUUGAUAACAUGACGGAUGCCUGGGGAACGAAGUGUGGCGGCGGCCUUCCAUGGAGGAGAAGCGAUCCUCAACCGUAUCUUGGGGCUAUCCAAAACGAGCUCUAUCUCAGCGUCGCAGCCCACCUCGCGAACCGCGCAUUCACGGCCAUGGGAAAGAGCAAGUAUCUGAAUGGGGCACACAAGGAGUGGUCAUGGUUCAAGAACAGCGGUAUGAUCAAUUCGGAAGGAAUCAUCAACAAUGGGUUAAAUGAUCGUUGCCAAAACGACAUGGGAACAGCAUGGACGUACAACCAAGGGGUUGUUCUCGAGGCACUUGUUGAACUUGACAAAGCGACGCCUGGUGGGUGCUGUUUGGAUGAUGCAAACAGACUUGCGCAGGCUGUGCUAGAGAACAGAAAUUUGGUCAACGAGCGGGGCAUUCUCCGUGAGCCAUGCGAGACGACUGGCAAACCAUGCGAUGGGGAUCAGAGGUUGUUCAAAGGGAUAUUUACUGAUGGGCUGGCAACGCUUCAAAAGAGAAGCCCCCAUCCUAUCUAUCGACAGUUCUUGGAACGAAACGCUGAGGCCUUGUGGAAGAAUGGUUCAAGAAACGGACAGAUAUCUUUGCGCUGGACCGACCCCUUCAAUGAAAGUGAACUGGAUGUCGGAACUCAGUAUUCAGGCCUGGCUGCUCUGGUCGCGGCUGCGUCGGUUCAGCAACACCUCAAUUUUGGUGUUGAGCUUGAGGGAGUUGCUGAAGACCCGGAAUCAAAAGGCUGA